CAAGUCAUCAUCACCUAUUUAAUUAUUUAUUACAAAAUGGGUUUCAAACUAAAAUUGCAGACAGAAGAGAAGACAUUGAACGAUGAAGAUGAAAAAGUCGAGCUCUAUUAUCUGCUACUUCUUCAUCUUCUUUGCUUCGCUACUUCGAACUUCCACUGCUCAAAAUACUACUACUACAGACCCAGCUGAAGUGAGAGCAUUGAACGAGAUAUUUGAAGGAUGGAGUACACAAUCGGUGAAUUUGUGGAACAUAAGCGGAGAUCCAUGCACAGGAACAGCCAUUGAUGAUAGUGAUUUGGAAGCUGCUGCCAAUAAUCCUGCUAUUAAAUGUGAUUGUACCUUCGACAAUAAUUCUACUUGCCACAUCAUCAGACUGAGAGUGUAUGGACUGAGUAAACCAGGCAUAAUUCCAGAAACACUUCUGGUGUUGAAACGCCUUGUCUUUCUAAAACUUGACAAAAAUUACUUCACUGGUCCGUUACCGGCAUUUAUUGGAAAUUUAACUGCAUUAAGAACUCUGUCAGUUGCCCACAACGUACUUUCAGGUCCCAUCCCAAAGGAAAUCGGAAACCUUAAAGAUCUAACAUUGUUGUCACUUGGUGUAAACAAUUUCUCUGGAUCGCUUCCUCCUGAAAUAGGAAAUUUGGUCAAACUGGAACAAUUGUAUAUUAAUAGUUGUGGUCUAGAUGGUGAAAUUCCUCCUACAUUUGCCAAUCUCACAAGGCUACGAAUCCUGUGGGCAUUCGAUAAUCCUUUCACCGGGAAGAUACCAGACUUCAUUGGAACUUGGACAGGGCUUACAACCUUGAGAUUGCAAGGGAAUUCUUUUGAAGGUCCAAUACCAUCCAGUUUUUCUAAUUUGGUCUCAAUGAGCUCUUUGCGAAUCAGUGAUUUACAAAAUAUGAGUUCUACUCUUGAUUUUAUCAAGAAUUUGAAAAAUUUGACAGACUUGAAUUUAAGGAAUGCAUUGAUCACUGAUACUAUUCCACCUGACAUUGGAGAAUACCAAAAUUUAAAAACCAUGGAUCUGGGCUUCAACAGUUUAACUGGCCAAAUUCCAAGUGCUCUGUUCAGUUUGAGUUCUCUCGAAUUCUUAUUUCUUGGAAAUAACAGCCUAUCUGGAACCCUUCCUAAUGCAAAAAGUGAUGCUCUUCAAGCUAUAGAUUUAUCUUACAAUAAUCUUACAGGAAGAUUUCCCUCAUGGGUAAACUCAAAUCUACAACUGAAUUUAGUAGCCAACAACUUUGUAUUCGACCGCUCAAACAUAAGUGUUAUUCCUGGGUUGAACUGUCUGCAGAGAAACUUUCCUUGCAACAGAAAUGCUCCACGCUAUGCAAAUUUUUCAAUAAAGAGCGGUGGCCCAGAGAUGAGAGCUGAUGGCAUUCUGUUUGAGGCCGAAAAUUCAUCUCUAGGUGCGGCAUCAAUCCGUGUAAUUGAUACUCAAAAGUGGGCAGUCAGUAUUACAGGCUUCUAUGCUGAUAGACAGAAUCCAACGUAUAUUGAAGAUACACAAUCAAUGGUGACCAGCACCAACACUCCAGAACUAUAUCUGACUUCAAGGAUCUCCCCUGGUUCAAUUAGAUACUAUGGCCUUGGCCUCGAAAAUGGACCUUACCUCAUAACUCUAUUAUUUGCGGAAACCGCAUUAAAACACAGAAGCUCGCAAAUUUGGGAGAGCAAUGGGAGGCGUGUUUUUGACAUUUAUAUACAGGGAAGACGCCUAUUGCAGGACUUUGACAUAUCAAAGGACGCAGGUGGAGUUGAGCGUGCAGUUACUAAGAGAUUUAAUGCUACUGUUACAGAGAACUAUCUUGAAAUUCACUUGUUUUGGGCUGGUAAGGGGACCUGCUGCACGCCCAUACAAGGCUAUUAUGGACCAAUCAUUUCAGCACUAAGUGUGGUUUCAGCAUUCAGACCCUCAGUUAGUGGAAUACCGCCUAAUACUCGGAAGAAGAGCAGUCAAGGGUUGAUUGUUGGUAUUUCUGUCCCUGCUGGAGUCCUGAGCUUCAUACUGAUAUUUUUAAUUCUUUACAUCAGAAGGAAAGCACGCCGUCUUGAUGAGGAAGUGCUCUCCGGAAUAGGCUCUAGACCUAUCACUUUUAGUUACUCCGAAUUAAGAACGGCCACAAAAGGCUUCAGCCCUUCCAAUCAGCUAGGAGAAGGGGGAUACGGACCUGUAUUCAAGGGCGCACUUUCUGAUGGAAGGGAAGUUGCAGUGAAGCAACUUUCCCUGGCAUCUCACCAGGGGAAAGAUCAAUUUAUAACCGAGAUAGCUACAAUAUCUGCAGUGCAGCAUCGCAAUCUUGUAAGACUGUAUGGCUGCUGCAUUGAAGGAAAUAGGCGCCUCUUGGUUUAUGAAUAUCUCAAAAACAAGAGUCUCGAUCAGGCACUCUUUGGAGAUACUAGCUUGCAUCUUGACUGGCCAACCCGAUUCAGUAUAUGCUUAGGAACCGCUAGAGGGCUAGCGUACCUUCAUGAGGAGUCAAGGCCAAGGAUUGUGCAUCGAGAUGUGAAGGCAAGUAACAUUUUGCUUGAUGACGAACUCUGCCCCAAAUUAUCAGAUUUUGGAUUGGCAAAGCUUUAUGAUGAAAAGAAAACUCACAUCAGCACUCGAAUUGCCGGAACAAUUGGCUAUAUGGCACCAGAGUAUGCAAUGCGUGGACACCUAACGGAGAAAGCUGAUGUUUUCAGCUUUGGUGUUCUUGCUCUCGAAGUCCUUAGCGGAUUACCUAACUAUGAGAAUAGCUCAGAAGAGAAAAGGAUAUAUCUUCUUGGAUGGGCAUGGAAUCUUUAUGAAAAUAAUCAAAGUUUGGGACUGCUGGAUCCAAGAUUAAUGGGUUUUGAUGAAAAUGAAGCUCUUCGACUCAUAAGAGUCGCCCUCUUGUGCACCCAGGCAUCACCCCUAACGCGACCAGCAAUGUCGCGUGUUGUGGCAAUGCUUACUGGAGACAUUGAAGUUAGUGUUGUUACGUCGAAGCCAAGCUAUUUAAGUGACUGGGAUCUCAAGGAUUUGCAUUGUGGUAUCUCUUAUGGCUAUGGAGAUACUAAAACAUCCGCCGGAUCUCUGAUUAGUAUUGACAGGAAUCUUGGAAGCCGUCGUGACCAUCCAAUCAAUGCGAUUAAGCGGGAAGAAGUUGAAAUAGCAAACACUCCUCUAAAUGUUACAGAACCGAGGCUUAGUGACCUCAUUGGCACAGGAAGAUGAGUGUCAUUUUCACGUCUAUGCCAUUCAUAUAGGUCUGCUAAAAUUCAUGAGCUGGUCCUUGAAAAGUUAUAAGUUAAAUUCAGUUCAUCAUGUAGAAUUAUAAACUUGUUAAUCAUAAUCUAACACGUGGCCUAAUUGGAUUACGUCGCCAAUUAAUAGAAUCCACAUCAAUUGGUGAUUGAGUUAACUUGUUUUAAUUAGAUUUGAUGCGGCCGAUCGGCGAUUUUAACUCAAUUAUGUCACCGUGUUUGAUUAUGAAUGGACAUGUAAUAAUCUUACAUGGUGAAAUGAGUUCACUUUUUUAUAGUAUUGGAACAAAUUGAGAAAAGAAAAUAUUAUAGAACUGGGAGAAAAAAUUCACUAUACAAAAUAAAUUACACAAUAGGAAAAAUGAUUGUACAAAGUAAACUACACAUAGGAAUAUUUUUGUUACAUCAUGUUUUAAAAUUCAAUUUCAAGCAAGAGAAGACCCAUUUGGUGUAGAGAAUGUUAUUGUACUGGUUGCACCUUAGAAGAGUAAUUAAAUACAAUUCAAAAUAAACAAGUGUAUAAUUGUUGAUUAAUUUAAUCUUUUAUGAAAAGUAGCUUUUUAUUUUUA
Molecule: messenger RNA, 3803 nt
Organism: Mercurialis annua (annual mercury)
Lineage: Eukaryota; Viridiplantae; Streptophyta; Magnoliopsida; Malpighiales; Euphorbiaceae
Product: probable LRR receptor-like serine/threonine-protein kinase At1g56140
Exons: 24
Coding region: 83-3205 (1040 amino acids)
Biological process (GO): protein phosphorylation
Molecular function (GO): ATP binding; protein kinase activity; protein binding
Source: RefSeq, a predicted model, not a curated record